AUGCGAAGGUCCAGCUGCUCCAUUCAUCCUUCUCCUGCGGCUGACUUUACCUGGGCCGUCAGCGCCCACUACCAGGUGUCAAUUCAGCCUGAACCAGUUGCGCUGGCUGCUGCCAGUGCAGCCACUACGGUCUCCGCCCCGCACCAGCCGAACGCCGUCCCACUGGGCGCUGAUUGGCUCCCUGGAGAAGGGCGCCCCGCCCCUUGGCCGCGAGGCUCCGGGUCCCUGCGCCGACUUCACGCGUUGUGA
Molecule: messenger RNA, 249 nt
Organism: Rangifer tarandus platyrhynchus (Svalbard reindeer)
Lineage: Eukaryota; Metazoa; Chordata; Mammalia; Artiodactyla; Cervidae
Source: the annotation of a GenBank genome assembly